AUGGCGGACCUGGGAACUGUUGCUGAGGCCCUUACGGCGAGUUUGGAUCCUCGGCGAAACAAAGAAGCGGAAGCUGCUCUGCGUUCGCAAGAGGCAAAUCCCGGUUUUUCUCUCCAGCUGCUUCAGAUCACGGCAUCCACUGCCUACCCGAUACAAACCCGUCUUGCUAGUGCCCUCUUCUUCAAGAACUUUAUCAAGCGAAACUGGACGGAUGAAGAUGGAAACUACAAACUUCCUUUCGAGGAAGUCACCACAAUCAAGCAAGAAUUGAUCAGCUUGAUGAUUUCUGUGCCUCCUGCAAUCCAAACACAGCUAGGCGAGGCAGUCAGUGUGAUUGCUGACAGCGACUUUUGGGAGCGUUGGGAUACUCUAGUUGAUGACCUUGUCUCGAGAUUGACACCGAAUAACCCUGCUGUCAACAAUGGCGUUUUGCAGGUCGCUCAUUCCAUCUUCAAGCGAUGGAGACCUUUGUUCCAAUCGAACGAGCUGUACACCGAAAUUAAUCAUGUUCUAGACAAAUUUGGCAACCCCUUCCUGCAGCUGCUUCAGGGCCUCGAUGCCUACCUCGAAGAAAACAAGGCGAACAAGGAAAACCUGGUGCAGGGAUUUACACAGCUCAAUCUUAUGAUCAAGCUGUUGUACGAUCUGUCCUGCCACGACCUUCCCCCGAUGUUCGAAGAGAAUAUUGCUGGAAUAGCUUCGUUCUUGCUCAAGUACUUGACCUAUGAUAACCCGCUCCUUCACACCGAUGAUGAAGCCGAGGCAGGCCAACUGGAGUAUGCUCGUGCCGGAAUUUUCGAGGUCUUGACUCUAUACGUCCAGAAAUUCAUGGAUGCGUUCCAGCCUCAUGUGGGACAGUUCGUCGAGAGUUCCUGGAACUUCUUGACUACCAUUGGACAGGAAACCAAAUACGAUAUCCUUGUCAGUCGGGCCCUGCAGUUCCUGACCUCCAUAGCAGCUAUGCCGGAGCAUGCCGCUGCAUUCCAGGCGGAAGGAACUUUGAACCAGGUUAUCGAAAAGGUUAUCCUGCCCAAUGUGUCUUUGCGGGAGUCGGAUGAGGAGCUUUUUGAGGAUGAGCCUAUUGAGUUCAUUCGCCGUGACUUGGAGGGAUCGGACAGUGACACUAGGCGCCGGGCUGCCACGGACUUCCUGAGGCGCCUGGCCGAGAAAUUCGAGCAGUCGGUGACCAAGGUUGUUCUGCAGUACACUGAGCAUUACCUCAAUGAAUACACGAAGAACCCGGCGUCGAACUGGAAGUCUAAGGAUACGGGAACAUAUCUGUUCUCGGCCAUCGCUGCGAAAGGAACUGCUACUGCCAGCCACGGAGUGACCGCGACUAACCCACAGGUCAGCAUCACUGAUUUUUUCCAGCGCAAUCUUGCCGCGGAUCUCAUUUCAGAUGAUGGAGUUCAUCCGAUCCUCAAGGUCGAUGCUAUCAAAUACCUGUACACUUUCCGGAGCAUCAUCACCAAGGAACAGUGGCAAGAAGUUCUGCCCAUGCUGGUUAAGCACCUCGCUUCCUCAAACUAUGUUGUUUACACAUAUGCAGCGAUUGCUGUCGAGAGAGUCCUCUACCUCAGUGAUGGACAAGGACAACCUGUUAUUGCACCUGCUUCGAUCACACCCUUGGCGAAGGACCUGUUGGAGCAUAUUUUCUCCUUGAUCAAGAAAGAUUCAGCCCCCCAGAAGGUUCAAGAAAACGAGUUCUUGAUGCGAUGCGUGAUGAGAGUCCUCAUUGUGAUCAAGGAGGGCGUUGUCCCCUAUACGGAUGCUGUGCUUCAGCAUUUCAUCGACAUCACCCAAAUCAUCAGCUCCAACCCUAGCAAUCCGCGAUUCUAUUAUUUCCACUUUGAGGCACUCGGCGCUUUUAUCCGGUUUGCCGCGCCCUCUAAUCCAGACAAGCUAGAGCAGACUCUCUAUCCGCCUUUUGCAGCUGUACUUCAAGGAGAUGUUCAAGAAUUCAUUCCCUAUGUCUUCCAGCUCUUUGCGGCUCUUCUCGAGGCCAAUCCGUCGGGAACACUGCCCACCUACUACCAGAACCUUGUUGCCCCCAUACUCAUGCCUGUCAUGUGGGAGUCGAAGGGCAACAUUCCCGCCCUUGUCCGCCUUCUGUCUUCGAUCAUUGCCCGUGGCUCUCAAUUUGUCUUGGAGAACAAUCAGAUCGAGCCGAUUCUGGGCAUUUUCCAGAAGCUGCUUUCUACCAAAGCCAAUGAGAGCCAUGGGUUUGAUCUGUUGGAGAGUGUUAUCGCGAACUUCCCACCGGCUGCUUUGGAGCAAUAUUUCGCCUCGAUCAUGCAGAUCAUUUUGACUCGCCUGCAAAAUUCCAAGACCGAAAAUUUGACUAUGCGGUUUGUGCGCUUCUACCAUUUCCUCUCCGCGCGUGACGACAAGGGCUACAGUGCCGAUUUCGCCAUCCAGGUCACCGAUAAGGUGCAGGCAGAUCUCUUUACUCCCAUCUACCUGAACGUCAUUCUCCCAGAAACCCAGAAGCUUGCUCGGCCUUUGGAUCGCAAGACUGCCGUGAUUUCUUUCACCAAGACACUGGCGAAUUCGGAAGCCUUUGCCAACCGGUACAAGAAGGGUUGGGGCUUUACAUGUGAGGCUCUCCUGAAGCUCCUGGAACUGCCUCCUCUCCCGGCAAGCAAGGACGAUAUGAUUGCUGAGCACGAUGUUGAAGACAUGGCCUUCGGCGUCGGGUUCACCGCUCUGAACACGAUAAAGCCUGUUACCAAGGAUCCAUGGCCAGAGACUGGAGCCGACCUUAAGGUCUGGGUUGGAAAGUACCUGAAGGAAGCCGACAAGAAACAUGGCGGACGAAUCUCUGGAUUUGUACAGGAGCGCUUAAGCGACGAGGCCAAGACCGUACUGAACAGCUAUAUUGCUGCGUAA
Molecule: messenger RNA, 2889 nt
Organism: Penicilliopsis zonata CBS 506.65
Lineage: Eukaryota; Fungi; Ascomycota; Eurotiomycetes; Eurotiales; Aspergillaceae
Exons: 8
Coding region: 1-2889 (962 amino acids)
Biological process (GO): protein import into nucleus; protein export from nucleus
Cellular component (GO): cytosol; nuclear envelope
Molecular function (GO): nuclear export signal receptor activity; small GTPase binding
Source: RefSeq, a predicted model, not a curated record